Messenger RNA from Amorphotheca resinae ATCC 22711, 3719 nucleotides. RefSeq lists its product as hypothetical. NCBI's taxonomy places the organism in Eukaryota, Fungi, Ascomycota, Leotiomycetes, Helotiales, Amorphothecaceae. The record is from RefSeq and is a predicted model, not a curated record. The transcript is spliced from 8 exons. Bases 114 to 3404 code for a protein of 1096 amino acids.
CGACAUCCUACUGCCAAUGUCUGGUGUUGUAGCCCUGAAAUUCAAUUGCUUUCCAAGCGGCCGUCGACGUUAUUCAGCCGACAUCACUGCCUCGUGAGUCGUGACCUGCCAAGAUGGCAGACUCAACUGUAGUGAAAGACAAUCGCGCCGUCCGAGAUGAUAAGACUCAAGACGACGCGUUGAAGGAGGGGCACGCACCUGGGGGAGAGGACAAGACCACCGAGCUGUCAAGUGACGAUAGCUCAAAGCCCAGGCAUCCCCAGCCUACUGAGAAGGAAGAGGAGUCCGAGGAGCCCCCGAAGCCCUCGAAAUUUCAGGAGAUAUGUGGAAAGAUUGGGCUUGACAUGGGGACAGUGCUGAUGAUGUUCAAGGGUUCACUGCCGCCAACAAUAGCUGUGGCCUGGUAUCAGUCCAAUGAUAUUGCCGAAAUAUACACCACCCUUGGCUAUCUCGUGCCAGUUAUCUCUGUUUUGUCAAUGGCUAUCAUGCCGCGCGCCAAGUUCUUACAGACUUUGAUCUUGAACACCUUGGGCAUCUGCAUUGGCUCAGCCGUAUCCCUGCUGGGAAUAUGGAGUGGGGUGCAAGCGCGGAAGCACACGACCCCAGCAGGCUCAACGGAGCGAUAUAAUUCCAGUCAAGCCGCUGUCUGCGCAAUAUGGCUGUUUGCAAACAUUUGGUUUGUGAACACUUCCAGGGCCAAACUGCCUGCUCUGCAGUUUCCUGUGAUCAUGUACUCAAUCUUCACAAACGUUGCGUUUACUUACGGGCCGGGCUUUACGACGAUUGAACAAGGAGAAUCGCUUAUUAGGCAGCUUCUCUUGGGAUUUCUCUCGGCAUUUGCUAUUGGUACAGCGGUCAAUUGGUUCAUCAUUCCCGUCACCUGUCGAACAGUAGUAUUCAAGGAACAAGCUGGAUACAUAAUGGGAAUCAGGAACGUUCUCAAAGCGCAGACAACAUAUUUACAAAGCUUGGAAAGCAGUGAGAUGUUCGCAAGAACGGACACUAAUGUGGUGGAUAAUGAGAAGCAAGGAGAUGACCAGAAGGAGAAAAAGAAGAAGAAGAAGGGGGACUCAGAUUCCCAAUCCAAUCUAAUUCAAAGCCCUCAAGCAAAGGCGUUGAAAGGGGCUCUUGCCGAGAUUACUGCCCUUCAUGGGAGGUUACACGGUGAUAUGACCUUUGCCAAGAGAGAGAUAGCAUGGGGCAAAUUGGAUGACAAAGAUAUUGAUGAGAUAUUUGCCCUGUUUCGGGGGAUCUUAAUUCCAUUGGUUGGAAUAGGUACAAUCACUGAUAUUUUUGAAAGAAUCGCGGAAAGGCGUGGAUGGGUGAAACCCCAGAAGUCGAGUCACAGGGACCAUUCGGAGUCUUGGGAACACUGUGGCGAAGAAGAGAGGGUUUCCUCACAGAAGACAUGGAACGAGAUAAUGAAAACCCUUCAUGAGCCUUUUGCUGUGGCUGUAGCUGCUAUGGACGAGGGGCUGGAACACGCUGGUCUUGUCUUGGAACUGCUGCCAAAACCAAAGAAGAAGAAAGGGGAGGAUGAAGAGGCGAAAGGCACGGAUCCGAGACCUGGUGAUACUGGAUUUACGAAGUUUAUGGAGCAGAAGAUGUUGGACUUCUAUCGCAAACGUGGCCAGGUCUUGCGAGCGUGGGCCAGAGAAAAGGGUCUUUCUGAAGAACAAUUCGAUCACGCAAAGAGCGUACCCAUUGGAAAGAACGACUUGACACCAGACGAAGCUCAACAUCGUCGGGAUCAGCAGCAGCUAUACCUCAUUCUGUACAUGGAAAAUCUCCUUUACUCGACUGGCACAGCCAUCACAGCACUGGUUAGGUUCGCAGAUAAGAAGCUUGAAGAGGGUACAAUGAAAAGGAAUCGCCUGAUCUUUCCCGGCAAGACAAGGCUCAAGAAAUGGAUUCUCGACAUCGGAAAGGAAGAUGCACUAGCCGACACCGAAAACCCGGACUCAAUGGAAGCGGGCACCAACAUCAUCUAUAUGGGAUCUGGGUUCGAUCCCAAAAAGGACCCUGAGCAUCUCCCACCUCAGACCGCUUGGCAACACUUUGGAAACGCAGUUCGUACUAUUCCAAGGUUCCUGGGAUCGGUAGAGAGUGCGUUUGGGCUUAGAGUAGCCUGUGCAACCUUGACUGUCGGAAUUGUUGCUUUUUUGAAGGACACACAGACAUUCUUCAUCGAACAGCGUUUAGUCUGGGCUAUGAUUAUAAUUGCAAUCGGCAUGAAUAUGACCACCGGCCAGAGCAUGUUUGGCUUCUUCGGAAGAGUGGUAGGUACAACGGCGUCAAUGGUCUUAUCAAUUGUGAUCUGGUACAUAGUUGACCAGAAGACACCGGGAAUCAUCGUUAUGCUGUGGUUCUUCAUCUUUCUUGAGAUGUAUCUGUUCUUGAAAUUCCAGCGCUUUAUCGCCAUAUGGCUGGUCACCAUAAUCACCCAGGUUCUGAUCAUAGGCUAUGAGCUUCAAGUUCGGAAACUUGGUAUUGCAGCUGCAACUGCGAGCGGACAGCCAUACUACCCUAUCUACGAACUCGCCCCUUAUCGUCUGGCUUGUGUCGCGGGAGGCUCAUUCGUGGCAUUCAUCUGGACGAUUUUCCCUUACCCACUCUCCGACCGCAGUUGGCUCCGACAAGACCUCGGUUCCACUCUCUAUUUACUUGCAAAUUACUACAGUGUAGUGCAUUCCACCAUCGGAGCUCGAAUGCAUGAUACCGAAGGCGAUAUGGAGUCAGAAGCAAGCCCCGGACGACAACUAAAGAAAUUCCGCCACAAAAUAUUUGGCAAGCUGAUGAUGCUCCUACCAUCUCUUAAACAGCACGCCGAUUGGCAGAAAUGGGAGAUCACGAUUGGGGGCAAAUUUCCACGAGAGACCUAUGAAGGCAUUACAUUACGAGUAUCGAACAUCGUGAAUUAUCUUUCACUCAUGUCGUAUGCGACUGAAUCUUGGUCUAAAGAUGAUGGAACCGAAUAUCCAAACAUGGACCGCACCAGUCGACGGGCUUGGGUCAACGAUCUCAGCGCGCUCAUCGAUAACGUAGAUCCGACAACUCACCAGAUCACAUCCAUUCUAUCCCUCCUCUCAGCUUCUGUUAAACAAGGUUCCGCUCUGCCACCAUACAUAGAACCACCCCAACCUUACAACCUGAUUAGACGUCUAGAAGCCCUCGAUAAAGGGAUCUUGGACGCCCGACACAUCGAAGAGCCCGGCUAUUCAGCAUACGCUGUUCUGCAUGUAGCCUCCAGCCUUGUGACCGAUGACUUGGCGAGAUUGAUCGACCAUGUGAAGGAUCUAGUUGGCGAGACGGAUUUCUCCUUUAAGGUCUCGACGCCGGAGACGGAUAUGGAUAGAAAAACUUCAGGGAGAAGUAAAACUUCUUCGAAGGGCAAGAAGGAUUAGGCAAUGCUCUGUCUAGGUCGAGAGACGGGAGGCGGGAGACUAGAGACUAUGCAUAGCGUGGCGUUGUUGGCUCUUUGCAUGAGCGUUGUUUGAAAAUAUGAGCGCAUAAUUAAUUACAAGUACGAAGGAUAGAGAAAUAGAUGGCAUAGAGUCUGAGGAGUAGGGUAGGGCUGUAAGCCAUGCUAUAGGGGGAAUCUUCUAUAAACAGCCCGGGAUACCUGGGAACUGAAUUCAGUCCUAGCGUACACUUAUCAAAUACCCAAGCCGCCAUCCCGUUGUCUUCACGUCUCUUGCGAUUGUCGAUUUGUAUGGCGU